AUGGGAGCUUGCUAUUCUGAAAAUCCAAAUAAAUUUUAUGAAGACAUUUCCUCCUCUGCUGAAAACCUCAAACUGCAGAAAGCUAUACGAGAGAAAAAAAUAGAAAGAAUAAAGCUAUCUGAACUAAAUAAACUUCUUAAUUCCUACAUUGACGAAGAACAGAAAAGAUUUUCUGAAUUUAUCAGCUUUCUGACCAAUGUGGUAGGUGCUCCAUCAAGCCUAAUUGAAGAAAUACAAGACUCAAAUACAGUCUCUACAUGAAUAAAAAACACCCAAAACGAUUUAUUAUCAAAUUGCUCAGAAAAAACCCAAGAAUAUUUUUCGACCAUAGAUUAUUUAGCAAGAGUAAAAGAAUCUGUUGACAGCCUAGAAAACCAUAUGAAUUUGUUUCUCGAACAAGAAAUUAAAAAUUUACGGGCAAGAUAUAAUGAUAGGGAAAUUAAAAGAGAAACAAAAUCCCUAAAACAAAGGAUAAGACAAAAAAUUGAAGAAAACUCACCAAAUGAUUUAUUAUUAAAGAUACAAUUUUUGGUCAACAAGUUUGAAAUUUCGAAAGAUGUUAAUACAAUUAAAGGAGCAAUUCAAGAGCGGAUUGAAAAUCAUUAUAAAAGGGAAAAUGUCGAAUUGAUAGAAAAUAUCAAGUGUCUUGAUUUUAUGAAAUUGGACUUGGAGGGGAAAAACAAUGAGUUAGAAAAAGAAAUGGCAAAACUUAAAAAUAAUAUUGCUGCUCAGCAGAUAGAAUUAACAAGCUUAAAGGAGAAUUUAUCAGCAAAAGAUAAGCUAAAACUAAGCCUUGAAUCAAAAAAUAAUGAAUUAGAAAAAGAAAUUGAAGAGCUUAAAGCUAGCAUCACAAAUCAAAAAAAGGAAAUAUCUAGCUUAAACGAAGGCUUGUCAUUAAAAAAUGACUUUGAAUGAAAAAACAAAGAAUUAGAAAAAGAAGUAGACAAGCUUAAAAAUAGUAUUGCAAACCAACAAAUUCAAAUCUCUGAAUUAAAUGAAAAUUUAUUAUUGAAAGAUAACAUUAAAUUGGAACUUGAAGAAAAAAAUAGAAAAUUAGAAUCAGACACGAAAGAGCUUAAGGGUGCUCUUGCAAAUCAGCAAAUCCAAAUAUCAAGUUUAAAUGAAGACUUAAUUAUAAAAGAUACUGAAGCGAGCGUUUAUAAGAACCAAGCCACGGUGUUAGAUGAAGAACUAAAUAACUUGAAAACCAGCUUGACCUUGAUGAAAAUCGAAAAUAAAGAUUUAAACAAAGAAAUUGCAGGACUCAAGCAAACUUUAAACCAAGCAUCAGCUGAAAUAAGAGAAUUCCAAGAGAGAAACAAUUUAAUUUAA
This is a messenger RNA of Blepharisma stoltei, 1332 nucleotides long. The record is from the annotation of a GenBank genome assembly. NCBI's taxonomy places the organism in Eukaryota, Ciliophora, Heterotrichea, Heterotrichida, Blepharismidae.